This is a messenger RNA of Carica papaya (papaya), 636 nucleotides long. Lineage: Eukaryota; Viridiplantae; Streptophyta; Magnoliopsida; Brassicales; Caricaceae. The record is from RefSeq and is a predicted model, not a curated record.
CUAAUUUCGGUCUUUUUACUUCUGCGCGUGUCGAGUCAAGCUCGACUUUCAACUUCGGGGACUGUUAUCAUUUUCCAAGGGCUAACCUUGUUCUGUCGUGGCCAUCGCCUUUGCCGGACAAGGGAGCUUAUUCAAGUUUAAUGUCCAAUGAAGCAUGUAAUUAAGAUCUUGACUCUGUUAGUGGCUAUCUCUGCCUUUUGGAUUGGCCUCAUACAGGCAUUGAUAGUUCCAUGUGACCAAACUUCGUUGCUACCUAUCUAUUUUGUUGUAUCACUGGGAUGCUAUGGUUUAUUUAUGGUUGGACUUGGUCUAAUGCGAUUUCCAACUUGUCCUGAAGAAGCACUGCUCUUGCAGCAGGAUAUUCUUGAGGCCAAGGGAUUUCUGAAGCAGAGAGGUGUCUGAUGUUGGUUCUGACUAUUGAGCUUUUCGCAAUUUUAUGGAAAGGAACCCUAAACAGGGUGUUACCUGGUCUCAAAAUUUCUUGUUUGUUUCCUAAGAAAAUUUGUUUAAACCAAAAGAUUAAAAGAUUGGCAGCGCCAGUGGCAAGUACAGCUGUAACUAGAUUGUCUGUCUUGUUAGUAGAUGGCCAGAACUCAUGAAUGAGAAAAAUGUAGAUAUACAAUAUUGUUUUUGCCC